Messenger RNA from Glycine soja, 12057 nucleotides. RefSeq lists its product as uncharacterized. The record is from RefSeq and is a predicted model, not a curated record. The coding region runs from base 1998 to 11567 and encodes 3189 amino acids. Lineage: Eukaryota; Viridiplantae; Streptophyta; Magnoliopsida; Fabales; Fabaceae. Gene Ontology annotation, molecular function: protein binding; ADP binding; ATP hydrolysis activity. The transcript has 14 exons.
AAUCAAGUAAAAAUGUUGGGUCAUUCUACUGAACUCACUUUGAUGUUGCUAAAUAUUUUUCUCUAUUUAACGCUAUUUUAGUGUUCUUUUGCUGAAAAACUACCCAAACCAAGAUCCCUCGAGUGAAUGGGCCUAACUCUAUUUAAACUUUGUCUUUGAUCCCUCAACAAUCUUGGUCUAAACGAGUUGCAAUAAGAUUACAACAUAAUAGAAACUAAAUCACUGCACUCUGUCCCCAGACAUACAGUUCUCUAGCCUGCUCUAUCAAGUUCUAAGGCUUUAAAGCACUUUCUAAUGCUAAAGAAAUAAGCACAAAUAGAAGCAAUGAACACAUAAAGAUAACUUUAAAUAGAUAGUAAGAAAGUAUUACAUCAAAGGUUUAGUAGAACUCCCCAACAAGAGAUUUAGUCUUUCAUUACAAGUUAGCAACUUUCAGCACAAAGGAUAGAUUUUGAGGAAAGAUAAAUGCCACAAAUGGUUGAGGAUGUCUCCUCCAACCUCCAGAUGCUCUGAUGUUCUAGCUUCUUCUUUUGCUCUACUUUUUGUCUCUCUCUUUAUUUUACGCCAACUUUAGUGUUUUAAAGGCUCCUUGACGUUUCAGAUUCUGAAGGCUCGUUUAGCGUGAUUUGCUCGCUAAGCACGAGUUAAUGAAUUCUGACUUAGUGAGCUGGGCGCGCUGAGCGCGAGAAGGGACAAAUAACUCGCUGGGUGAGUUGACGGCACGCUGAGUGCGUAUCUUUCUGACUGAUCCUCUUCUAGGGUUUCCUAACACGCUAAGAGAGUUGUGUGUCUCGCUUAGCGAAUGUCACUUUCUAAGCGCAUGUGCCUCGCUUAGCGAAUGUCACUCGCUAAGCGCAUAUGCCUCGCUUAGUGAGACACUAGUUGCUUCACCUUUUUCUUCUUUUAGCCUAAAACUGAAGUUGAUUCAACAUAAUUCACAAAAUUGGGAGUAUCUACUGAGUAAAAUAAAACUAAACAUGAAAAUAUGUACAAUUCCUACAAAAAAGAACCAUAAAUUGGAGGAAAGAUGCGAAUUUCAUGUGACUAUUAAAUACAAAAGUUAGUCAUAAAUAACGACUAACAAACUCCCCCAAAUUUACAGUUUUGUUUGUCCUCAAGCAAAGAAAUAACAGUUUACUUGUUCUCAAGUGACAAAAAUCAUAGUGGUUACUAAAAAAUGUGUUUGUUCCAAAACAUUCAAUCACAUAAACAUAAGUGGCAAUCAAUAUUUCAACCAAUAGCUCUUCAUAAAGAUAUGUAGAAUUUCAAAGAUAUGAACAUGGUCAUUAAGAAACAUAAGUGAAAUAAGCUAGCAAGCAAGACAGAUAUCAAGGAAGGUUCAUCAAGCCUAAUCCUCACGGUCACUGUUUCACUCAUAAGCACAAGUGUUUAAGGCAAUUCUUCAAUUCAACAACCAACACAAGUCUCAACUUUUGCAUUUCUUCUCAUGUCAUACAAUCACAAAUACACAAAUUGAAUAUGAAGGACUUUCUUGGCUUGUAAUGAGGCUGGGCUGCAAACAAUUCAUGGUUUUUCUAGGAUGCAAACAAAAAUUAGGUUCUAAGAGAGUAUUCAUCCUUAGAUCAACUCUUUUCCUUUUAUUCCCAACUUUUAUUGAGAUGACAACAACAUUUAAGGCACUUAGCUUAAGUAACAACACACACAUACUUUUCUUCUUGAAAUAUUUUUUUAGUAGUUGUUUUACUUGCCGCUUCUUGACACAAUUUCUGUGUGGUUGUUAUUUGUCUUGCCACAAUUAUCAUCACCCAAUACCUUCCCCCAAAUUUGGAACAAAUUUGCCUUGAACCAUGAUGCUCUCCUACAACCUAAAGAAAGGUAGAUGGAGAUUAUAAUUUAUCAGGCUCAGGGUUUAACUCAAUCAAUCAUAUAUAGGCUCAACAUGGGUGCAAGAGAUUCAUCAUUCAUGAACAAGGAAAAAGUGGUAGCCACAGCAGGAAUCAAAGAAACAAGAAGAACGUGCCAAUUGCCAAGGGAGAAUGGACCCAAUUACUUCUGCCACUGCCCAAAGUGCACUGCAAAUUGCAGAACAUGUGGUCAAACGACAAGUGGGUUACAUAUUUAAUUACAAAGACAAAUUUAAAGAGGUGGAACAAUACAUUGAGAGGCUGGAUGAUACUAGGAAGAGGGUUCAAAAUGAAGUUAAUGAUGCAGAGAAGAACGGAGAAGAAAUUAACGAUGAAGUUCAACAUUGGUUAAAACAGGUGGAUGAGAAGAUAAAAAAAUAUGAGUGUUUUAUUGAUGAUGAACGCCAUGCACAGACAAGGUGUUCCAUUAGAUUGAUCUUUCCAAAUAACUUGUCAUUGAGGUAUCGGUUAGGCAGAAAAGCUACAAAGAUGGUAGAGGAAAUCAAAGCAGAUGGACAUUCAAAUAAAAAGUUUGAUAAAGUUUCAUAUCGGUUGGGCCCAUCCUCUGAUGCUGCUUUGUUAAACACUGGUUAUGUGAGCUUUGGGUCGAGAAAUGAAACUAUGGAGAAGAUUAUGAAAGCACUGGAAGACUCGACAGUUAAUAUUGUUGGAGUUUAUGGGGCUGGUGGUGUGGGUAAGACUACUUUAGUCAAAGAAGUUGCUGACAAAGCUCGAGAAAAGAAGUUGUUCAAUAUGGUGGUCAUGGCAAAUGUAACAAGAAUUCCUGACAUAGAACGAAUUCAAGGACAAAUUGCUGAGAUGUUGGGAAUGAGAUUGGAAGAGGAAAGUGAAAUUGUAAGAGCAGAUCGCAUUCGAAAGAGGUUAAUGAAAGAAAAGGAGAACACCCUUAUAAUCCUAGAUGAUCUCUGGGAUGGAUUGAACUUGAAUAUACUGGGGAUUCCACGUAGUGAGGAUGACGAUGGGAACCAACAAGAUGUCAAUGAUUUAUCUGAUUUUGGUUACAAUAAGAUGGAAAAAGAAGUGUUUUCUGCCGAUUUCAAUACAAUGAAAAAAGACAAGUUAGCUGUCGAUUUCAGUAUGACGAAAAAAGGCAAGUUAUCUGUUGAUUCCAAUAUGAUAAAAAAAGAAAAGUUAUCAGGUGAUCACAAGGGAUGCAAAAUUCUUCUAACAUCCAGAAGUAAAGAAGUAAUAUGUAAUAAAAUGGAUGUGCAGGAGAGAUCAACUUUCUCGGUAGGAGUCCUUGAUGAAAAUGAGGCAAAGACUUUGCUUAAGAAAUUGGCGGGAAUACGUGCCCAAAGUUUAGAGUUUGAUGAGAAAGUCAUUGAAAUUGCCAAAAUGUGCGAUGGAUUGCCUAUGGCAUUAGUUUCCAUAGGAAGGGCACUAAAGAAUAAAAGCUCCUUUGUAUGGCAGGAUGUCUGUCAACAAAUUAAAAGACAAAGUUUUACAGAAGGGCACGAAUCUAUGGAGUUCACUGUAAAGUUGAGCUAUGAUCAUCUAAAAAAUGAGCAGCUGAAACAUAUUUUUUUACUGUGUGCUAGAAUGGGAAAUGAUGCUUUGAUUAUGAACUUAGUGAUGCUCUGUAUUGGGUUGGGUUUGCUUCAAGGGGUCCACACAAUUAGAGAAGCGAGAAACAAAGUAAAUAUACUGAUAGAGGAGUUAAAAGAAUCAACUUUGUUGGGGGAAAGUUACUCUCGUGACCGCUUCAACAUGCAUGACAUUGUGCGGGAUGUUGCUCUUUCAAUAUCAUCCAAAGAAAAACAUGUAUUUUUUAUGAAAAAUGGCAUACUAGAUGAGUGGCCUCACAAAGAUGAACUUGAAAGGUACACUGCUAUAUGUUUACACUUUUGUGAUAUCAAUGAUGGGCUUCCCGAGAGUAUACACUGUCCUAGACUUGAAGUCUUACAUAUUGACAGUAAAGAUGAUUUUUUGAAAAUACCAGAUGACUUUUUUAAAGAUAUGAUUGAACUCAGAGUCUUGAUAUUGACUGGUGUUAAUCUUUCAUGCUUACCUUCUUCUAUUAAAUGCCUAAAAAAACUGAGAAUGCUUAGUUUGGAGAGAUGCACUCUAGGAGAGAACUUAUCAAUCGUUGGAGAGUUAAAGAAAUUACGAAUUCUUACUCUUUCAGGAUCUAACAUUGAAAGUUUGCCUCUUGAAUUUGGGCAAUUGGAUAAGCUGCAACUUUUUGACUUAAGCAAUUGCUCAAAACUAAGAGUAAUACCUUCCAAGAUCAUAUCAAAGAUGAACAGUUUGGAAGAGUUUUACUUGAGAGACAGUUUGAUUCUGUGGGAGGCUGAGGAGAAUAUCCAAAGUCAAAAUGCUAGUCUUUCUGAGUUGAGGCACUUGAAUCAGUUGCAAAAUCUAGACGUACACAUUCAGAGUGUUUCCCAUUUUCCGCAGAACUUGUUUUUGGACAUGCUGGAUAGUUACAAGAUUGUCAUUGGUGAAUUCAACAUGCUUACAGAGGGAGAAUUCAAAAUCCCUGACAUGUAUGACAAAGCGAAAUUCUUGGCAUUGAACCUAAAAGAAGAUAUUGACAUUCAUUCUGAAACAUGGGUUAAAAUGUUGUUCAAGAGUGUUGAAUAUUUGCUGCUAGGAGAACUCAAUGAUGUUUAUGAUGUUUUAUAUGAAUUAAAUGUUGAAGGAUUUCCAUAUUUGAAACAUUUAUCCAUUGUGAACAACUUUUGUAUUCAAUAUAUUAUUAACUCAGUGGAGCGGUUUCACCCUUUACUGGCUUUUCCGAAAUUGGAGUCCAUGUGUCUUUACAAACUGGAUAAUUUGGAGAAAAUAUGUGGCAAUAAUCAUCUUGAAGAGGCCUCCUUUUGCAGAUUAAAAGUCAUCAAGAUUAAAACAUGUGAUAAAUUGGAAUACAUUUUCCCAUUUUUCAUGGUCGGACUUCUCACCAUGCUUGAAACGAUUGAAGUGUGUGACUGUGAUUCUCUGAAGGAGAUAGUUUCUAUUGAAAGACAAACGCAUACUAUCAAUGAUGACAAGAUUGAGUUCCCUAAAUUACGAGUUUUAACAUUGAAAUCUUUACCAGCAUUUGCUUGUUUAUAUACCAACGACAAGAUGCCUUGUAGUGCACAAUCAUUGGAAGUCCAAGUGCAAAACAGAAACAAAGAUAUUAUCACUGAAGUUGAGCAAGGUGCCACUAGUUCUUGCAUAUCACUCUUCAAUGAAAAGGUUUCAAUUCCCAAAUUAGAAUGGUUGGAGUUAUCCUCAAUCAACAUCCAGAAGAUAUGGAGUGACCAAUCUCAGCAUUGUUUUCAAAAUUUGCUUACAUUGAAUGUGACAGAUUGUGGUGAUUUAAAAUAUUUACUGUCAUUCUCCAUGGCUGGAAGUUUGAUGAAUCUACAAAGCCUUUUUGUAAGUGCAUGUGAAAUGAUGGAGGAUAUAUUUUGUCCAGAACAUGCAGAGCAGAAUAUUGAUGUUUUUCCUAAGUUGAAGAAAAUGGAGAUCAUCUGCAUGGAGAAACUUAAUACCAUUUGGCAACCCCAUAUUGGUCUUCAUUCGUUUCACAGUUUGGACUCUUUGAUAAUAGGAGAGUGCCACAAACUUGUUACGAUUUUUCCUAGUUAUAUGGGGCAAAGAUUUCAGAGCCUUCAAAGCUUGACAAUUACAAAUUGCCAGUUAGUGGAAAACAUAUUUGACUUUGAAAAUAUUCCACAAACUGGUGUUAGGAAUGAAACAAACUUGCAAAAUGUAUUUCUAAAGGCCUUGCCAAAUUUGGUGCACAUAUGGAAGGAGGACAGCAGUGAAAUACUUAAAUAUAAUAAUCUGAAAAGCAUAAGCAUUAAUGAGAGUCCAAAUUUAAAACAUCUCUUUCCACUUUCUGUUGCCACUGACUUAGAAAAACUAGAAAUCCUUGAUGUAUACAAUUGCAGGGCAAUGAAGGAGAUUGUUGCUUGGGGCAAUGGUUCAAAUGAAAAUGCUAUCACGUUUAAGUUUCCUCAGCUAAACACUGUAUCAUUACAAAAUUCAGUUGAACUUGUGAGUUUCUACAGAGGAACUCACGCUUUAGAGUGGCCAUCGUUGAAGAAAUUGUCCAUACUCAAUUGUUUCAAGCUGGAAGGGCUCACUAAAGACAUCACAAACUCACAAGGGAAGCCAAUUGUGUCGGCUACAGAAAAGGUGAUAUACAACUUAGAAUCUAUGGAAAUCAGCUUGAAGGAAGCAGAGUGGUUGCAGAAAUACAUUGUUAGUGUUCACAGAAUGCACAAACUACAAAGACUUGUCUUGAAUGGAUUGGAGAAUACUGAAAUUCCCUUUUGGUUUCUUCAUAGACUUCCCAAUUUGAAAAGCUUAACAUUGGGGAGUUGUCAAUUGAAAAGUAUUUGGGCUCCUGCAAGCCUCAUUUCACGUGAUAAAAUAGGUGUUGUUAUGCAACUUAAGGAGUUGGAAUUAAAGAGUUUGUUGUCUUUAGAAGAGAUAGGAUUGGAGCAUGACCCACUUCUUCAGAGGAUAGAGCGCUUAGUCAUUAGUCGAUGUAUGAAAUUGACAAAUUUAGCAUCAUCCAUAGCAUCUUACAAUUACAUAACACAUUUGGAAGUGAGAAAUUGUAGAUCGCUGAGGAAUUUAAUGACAUCCUCAACUGCUAAAAGCUUGGUUCAACUCACAACCAUGAAGGUAUUCUUAUGUGAAAUGAUUGUGGAAAUCGUUGCAGAAAAUGGAGAGGAAAAAGUACAAGAGAUUGAGUUUAGACAAUUAAAAUCUUUAGAAUUGGUGUCUCUAAAAAAUCUCACAAGUUUUAGCAGUUCCGAGAAGUGUGACUUCAAAUUCCCAUUACUGGAAAGUUUAGUAGUGAGUGAAUGCCCUCAAAUGAAAAAAUUCUCUAAAGUCCAAAGUGCUCCAAACCUUAAAAAAGUACAUGUUGUAGCUGGAGAAAAAGACAAAUGGUAUUGGGAAGGUGAUUUGAAUGACACUCUACAAAAGCAUUUCACACAUCAGGUUUCUUUCAAAUAUUCAAAGCAUAAGAGACUUGUUGAUUAUCCUGAGACCAAGGGUUUUCGGCACGGCAAACCUGCUUUUCCGGAGAACUUCUUUGGCUGUUUGAAGAAAUUGGAAUUUGAUGGAGAAUGUAUAAGACAGAUUGUAAUUCCAUCUCAUGUACUUCCUUACUUGAAGACCUUAGAAGAAUUGGAUGUACAUAACUCCGAUGCAGCGCAGAUAAUAUUUGACAUGGAUCACAGUGAGGCAAAGACCAAGGGUAUAGUCUCUCGUUUGAAAAAACUUACUCUAGAAGACUUGUCAAAUUUGGAAUGUGUAUGGAACAAAAACCCACGAGGAAUUCUCAGCUUUCCCAAUCUGCAAGAAGUGGUCGUUUUUAAUUGUAGAAGCUUGGCAACACUGUUCCCUUUGUCCCUUGCCCGAAAUCUUGGGAAGCUUCAGACCCUUGAAAUACAGUUGUGUGACAAGUUGGUAGAAAUUGUUGGAAAGGAAGAUGAAAUGGAACAUGGAACAACUGAAAUGUUUGAAUUCCCUUAUUUAAGGAAUUUGCUUCUUUAUGAGCUGUCACUGCUUAGUUGCUUUUAUCCUGGGAAACACCAUCUGGAAUGCCCCGUAUUAAAAUGCUUGCAUGUGUGCUAUUGUCCUAAGUUGAAGCUAUUCACAUCAGAAAUUCAUAAUAAUCACAAAGAAGCAGUUACAGAGGCUCCAAUUAGCCUGCUACAACAACAACCUCUGUUCUCAGUUGAUAAGAUUGUUCCCAAUCUGAUGGAAUUGGCACUCAAUGAGGAAAACAUUAUGUUGUUGAGCGAUGCACAUUUGCCAGAAGACCUCCUUUUCAAAUUAACUCAUCUUCGUCUAUCCUUUGAGAAUGAUGACAAUAAGAAAGACACUUUGCCUUUUGAUUUCCUUCAGAAGGUACCCAGCUUAGAUUAUCUUCUAGUGGAAAGGUGCUAUGGUCUGAAGGAGAUAUUUCCCUCUCAGAAACUCCAAGUUCAUGACCGUUCACUUCCCGCAUUGAAACAAUUAACACUGUUUGAUCUUGGAGAGCUGGAGACGAUAGGGUUAGAGCACCCAUGGGUUCAGCCAUACUCUCAAAAGCUUCAAUUAUUAAAUCUUAUCAACUGUUCUCAGUUAGAAAAACUAGUGAGCUGUGCAGUGUCUUUCAUCAAUCUGAAAGAGUUGCAAGUGAAGUACUGUAAUAGGAUGGAGUAUUUAUUGAAAUGCUCAACUGCCCAAAGUUUGUUGCAACUUGAGAGCCUAUCUAUAAGUGAAUGUGAAUCAAUGAAGGAAAUAGUAAAAAAAGAAGAAGAAGAUGCUUCUGAUGAGAUCACAUUUGGAAGCCUCAGAAGAAUAAUGUUGGAUUCAUUACCAAGGCUAGUAAGGUUUUAUUCAGGGAAUGCCACUUUGCAUUUCAAGUGUUUGGAAGAAGCCACGAUUGCUGAAUGCCAGAAUAUGAAAACAUUCUCAGAAGGAAUAAUAGAUGCGCCAUUAUUAGAGGGGAUUAAAACUUCAACAGAGGAUACUGAUCACUUAACCUCCCACCAUGAUCUCAACACCACAAUCGAGACCUUGUUUCACCAACAGGUAUUUUUUGAAUAUUCAAAGCAUAUGAUCCUUGUCGAUUACCUUGAGACAACGGGUGUUAGGCACGGCAAACCUGCUUUUCUGAAGAAUUUCUUUGGCGGUUUAAAGAAAUUAGAAUUUGAUGGAGCGAUUAAAAGAGAGAUUGUAAUUCCAUCUCAUGUACUUCCUUACUUGAAGACCUUAGAAGAAUUGUAUGUACAUAGCUCCGAUGCUGCGCAGGUAAUAUUUGACAUAGAUGACACUGAUGCCAACACCAAGGAAAUGGUCCUUCCAUUGAAAAAGCUUACUCUAGAAGACUUGUCAAAUUUGAAAUGUGUAUGGAACAAAACCCCCCGAGGAAUUCUCAGCUUUCCCAAUUUGCAACUAGUGUUUGUUACUAAAUGUAGAAGCCUGGCAACAUUGUUCCCUUUGUCCCUUGCCAAAAAUCUUGUAAAUCUUCAGAUACUUAGAGUACAGAGGUGUGACAAGUUGGUAGAAAUUGUUGGAAAGGAAGAUGCAAUGGAACAUGGAACAACUGAAAUAUUUGAAUUCCCUUCUUUGUGUAAUUUGCUUCUUUAUAAGCUGUCACUGCUUAGUUGCUUUUAUCCUGGAAAACACCAUCUGGAAUGCCCCGUAUUAAAAUGCUUGGAUGUGUCCUACUGUCCUAAGUUGAAGCUAUUCACAUCAGAAUUUCAUAAUAGUCACAAAGAAGCAGUUAUAGAGCAACCUCUUUUCAUGGUUGAAAAGGUUGAUCCCAAACUGAAGGAAUUGACACUCAAUGAAGAAAACAUUAUCUUGUUGAGGGAUGCACAUUUGCCACAAGACUUCCUUUGCAAAUUAAAUAUUCUUGAUCUGUCCUUUGAUGAUUAUGAGAAUAAGAAAGAUACUUUGCCUUUUGAUUUCCUUCACAAGGUACCCAGUGUAGAAUGUCUUCGAGUGCAAAGAUGCUAUGGUCUCAAGGAGAUAUUUCCCUCUCAAAAGCUCCAAGUUCAUCACGGAAUACUUGCGCGAUUGAAUGAAUUAGAGUUAAACAAACUAAAAGAGUUGGAGUCGAUAGGGUUGGAGCACCCAUGGGUAAAGCCAUACUCUGCAAAGCUUGAAAUAUUAAAAAUUCACAAAUGCUCUCGGUUAGAAAAAGUAGUGUCUUGUGCAGUAUCUUUCAUCAGUCUCAAAGAGUUGUAUUUGAGUGACUGUGAAAGGAUGGAGUAUUUAUUCACAUCUUCAACUGCCAAAAGUUUGGUGCAACUUAAGAUCCUAUAUAUAGAAAAAUGUGAAUCAAUAAAAGAAAUAGUAAGAAAAGAAGAUGAAAGCGAUGCUUUUGAAGAGAUCAUAUUUGGACGGCUCACAAAAUUAAGGUUGGAGUCCUUAGGAAGGCUAGUAAGGUUUUAUUCAGGGGAUGGCACCUUGCAAUUCUCAUGUUUGGAAGAAGCCACCAUAGCUGAAUGCCCCAAUAUGAAUACUUUCUCUGAAAGAUUCGUAAAUGCGCCAAUGUUUGAGGGGAUUAAAACUUCAAGGGACGAUUCUGAUUUAACAUUCCACCAUGAUCUCAACUCCACAAUCAAGAAGUUGUUUCACCAACAUGUGGAAAAGUCUGCAUGCGAUAUAGAGCAUUUGAAAUUUGAUGAUCACCAUCACCUAGAAGAGAUAUGGCUUGGUGCAGUUCCAAUCCCAAGUAAAAAUUGUUUCAACAGUUUGAAAUCUUUAACUGUGGUAGAAUUUGAAUCUUUACCCAAUGUGAUUCCUUUUUAUUUGCUUCGAUUUCUAUGUAACUUGAAAGAGAUCGAGGUAAGCAACUGUCACUCUGUUAAGGCAAUAUUUGAUAUGAAAGGUACAGAGGCAGAUAUGAAACCAUCAUCUCAGAUUUCUCUUCCUUUGAAGAAACUGAUUCUAAAUCAGUUGCCGAAUCUGGAGCAUAUCUGGGAUCCGAAUCCUGAUGAAAUUCUCAGCCUUCAAGAAGUGUGCAUUUCUAACUGUCAAAGCCUCAAAAGUUUGUUUCCAACAUCAGUGGCCAAUCAUCUUGCUAAGCUUGAUGUGAGAUCUUGUGCAACAUUGGAAGAAAUUUUUGUAGAAAAUGAAGCAGCCUUGAAGGGAGAAACUAAACCGUUCAAUUUCCAUUGUCUGACCUCAUUAACAUUAUGGGAAUUACCAGAGCUGAAGUAUUUCUACAAUGGAAAACUCUCGCUAGAAUGGCCAAUGCUAACACAACUAGAUGUAUAUCAUUGUGACAAGUUGAAAUUGUUUACAACUGAGCAUCAUAGUGGUGAAGUUGCAGAUAUAGAGUAUCCACUUCGUACUUCAAUUGAUCAGCAAGCCGUUUUCUCAGUUGAAAAGGUUUUCCCAAACUUGGUGCAACUAUCACUCAAAAAGGAAGAUGCCGUAGGAAUUUUGCAAGGAAAGUUUCAGGUCAUGCCUAGCUUGGAGCAUCAAGCAACCACUUGCAAAGACAAUAUGAUUGGACAAGGACAAUUUGUUGCAAAUGCUGCACACCUCCUGCAAAAUUUAAAAGUUCUCAAAUUGAUGUGCUACCAUGAGGAUGAUGAGUCAAAUAUAUUCUCCAGUGGAUUACUUGAAGAGAUAUCCAGCAUUGAAAAUCUUGAAGUGUUCUGUAGUUCCUUCAAUGAAAUAUUCUCCUCUCAGAUACCUAUCACCAAUUGUACCAAAGUCCUUUCAAAGCUGAAAAAAUUACAUUUGAAGAGUCUCCAACAGCUUAAUUCCAUAGGAUUAGAACACUCAUGGGUAGAACCCUUACUUAAAGCACUAGAAACAUUGGAAGUGUUUUCUUGCCCUAACAUGAAAAUUUUGGUGCCGUCGACCGUGUCGCUUUCAAAUCUAACCUCUUUGAAUGUUGAAGAAUGCCCUGGAUUGGUAUAUUUGUUCACAUCCUCAACGGCCAAAAGGCUAGGUCAACUGAAGCACAUGUCCAUACGGGAUUGCCAAGCAAUACAAGAAAUAGUGUCCAAAGAGGGAGAUCAUGAAUCCAAUGAUGAAGAGAUAACAUUUGAGCAGCUCCGUGUUUUGUCUCUCGAAUCUUUACCAAGCAUAGUAGGAAUUUACUCAGGGAAGUACAAGUUGAAAUUCCCAUCCUUGGAUCAAGUGACUUUAAUGGAAUGCCCUCAAAUGAAAUAUUCUUAUGUACCUGAUUUGCAUCAAUUCAAGCCUCUUGAGCAAAUUUAAUUGGAAGAGCAGAAGUUUUAGAGAAUCCAUCAUGCAGUACUCAUUAUACAGUCACAAUGACAGUAGAGGGUGAACGUAGGGAAUUCUUCUUCCCGUAUGAUGUUUCUUUUUUUUUCAUGGGAGCAGAUGUUGAUGCAUCAGUGGGACGGAAUCUUCCACCUUAGGCAUUAAUUGUUGGGAUGGACUAGUCUGUUGGAUGAUGGUGGUACUCUUUUUCCUUCUCCUUCGUCUCAUCCCAGUGGUAUUGUCGUAGUAAUAGUUAUGGCCAGUCUGGGAAGUGGUUUAUGUUGUUAGCGCCACUUCCAGCUUGUUUUUGAUGUUUACAUGGAUUUUUAUGUAUUUAUUUUGGGCAGGCUCGUAUAUUUUAUUUGCUAGUUUUCGUUCUUAUGUUUAGAGUUUGAAUUGGUCAUGAAACUUAAUUAUGACAUAUGUGUAGACUUACUUUAUGUUUGAGGUUUAUUUGCAGAUGGUGUAUGCAGUUGCUUCCUUA